This is a messenger RNA of Alternaria viburni, 861 nucleotides long. RefSeq lists its product as uncharacterized. Lineage: Eukaryota; Fungi; Ascomycota; Dothideomycetes; Pleosporales; Pleosporaceae. Bases 1 to 861 code for a protein of 286 amino acids. The record is from RefSeq and is a predicted model, not a curated record. The transcript has 4 exons.
AUGUCAACAGUCCAAAACUACCACGACGCGCUCUUGGCCCUAUCGGGCAACCCUGCCCUCGCAGCUGCAAGAAGUGGUCUUCUCGUAGGCAUGAGCGGCGAAGAACUCAUCGACGUGAUCACCUGCGGACUCAAGACUGGCGUUUCCAGAGAAAGCCUCAAUACCAUUGCGACACAGUUGUUUGAAGAAAUUGCAGCGACUCAAGCAGGCGGUGGGGUAGCACCGGUGGAAGACAAGGAUGGCGGCGACGUCGCUGAUGACAGCGACGAUGUUGUCCGCAACAAAGGCCGGACUCCUCGCAGGCGUGCAAAACGCGGAGGCAAAGCCAGCGCAGACCCCAACAGCGAGAGCAACUCCAUCAUUGAUUGUGAAACUGAAGAGAAGAGGAGGCAAUCUUGCGCGAGCAGGGAAGAGGACAAGAGCCAGACAGAGGAAGAAGACCAGGUCCAGACACAGAUUUCAGAUGAGGAGGGGGAGGCGGAAAUCAUCGUCGGUGAUGUAACAGAAGGAGAUGCCAACACCGCCGGGGACACCAACAGCGAUACCGAUGCCACCCCCGAUGAAAUCAGAGUGACACCCUGGACAGAAAUCCAAGAGGAAUCGGUCAUGCUCGAUCUAAGCCUCACCGACAGCGAAGAUGGGCGCAGCAGCGACGAAGACUAUACCGAAGAGUUCGCUGAUACAGAGCUAACUUGCGGAGGCAUUCGGGACAGACCUUCAGCUACAUCCGAAAGUCUUUUCCUGCCUGAAAUCGACGUACUUUUCCGGGUACCCACCGCAGAAGGCUUCGAGUUCAACGAAAUGGACGAAUUUCCAAUCGCAUUCGUCAAAGAAAUGACCCGAGAAGAGGCUGUGCGCUAG